Molecule: messenger RNA, 236 nt
Organism: Salvelinus sp. IW2-2015
Lineage: Eukaryota; Metazoa; Chordata; Actinopteri; Salmoniformes; Salmonidae
Gene: nbas
Product: NBAS subunit of NRZ tethering complex
Biological process (GO): retrograde vesicle-mediated transport, Golgi to endoplasmic reticulum
Cellular component (GO): Dsl1/NZR complex
Molecular function (GO): SNARE binding
Source: RefSeq, a predicted model, not a curated record
UAGAUGGUCAGUUUCCCGGGCGAUUUCAGCUACGCCGCAGCAGGCCUGAUCUUCCUGGAGUACACGGCCAGUGCUCAGUGGCCCGCUGAGCUGCUCGUCAUCACAUACGGGGGUGGGCUCAAGAGCUACCUCGUCAGUGUGGGGACCAAUCAGAGCUUCCAAGAGAACCACAGCUUCAGUUUCCACGCCCACUACUCUCACGGCAUCACCACGGCGAUAUACCACCCUGGACACCG